UUUAAAAUGAGAGUGUGAGAGUCGUGUUUAAACUUUAAAAUGUCUAGUUUUAUAACUUCGUACUAUAUUAAACUCCACAAUUAUCCUUUAAAUUAUGCUACAAACUAGUCAUUUUUUGCUUAAUUUUCUUUGUACAUUAGUGCAAGAAUUAUUAAGAUGAAGAGAAAGUGUAAUUUGGAGCUGAGACUUGUUCCUCCUGCCCCAUACUUCGACUCCAUGGAAAAUAAAGAAAGCAUAGAUGAAGAGAAGAAACAUCGGGAGUUAACAAUAUUCUAUGAUGGAAAAGUUGUGGUUUCUCACGCUACUGAGCUUCAGGCUAAAGCUAUAAUACAUCUCGCAAGUAGAAAAAUGAAGGAGAACACAAAAACACCAUCACCACUUUCAGAGCCACCAUCACCAUUAUUACAAUCUCAAAUGGAGGUUUCCAUGAAGAAAUCACUACAAAGAUUUCUCCAGAGGAGAAAAAAUAGAACUCAAGUAAUUUCUCCAUAUUAUCAUCAACAACAAUAAUAAUCUAUCCACUGAAAUCUCACAAGUGGAGUGUAAAAAAAAUAAAAUAUACGCAAAUCUUAACUCUACUUUAUGAAUAUGGAGAUGCUAUUUUCGGAGGACUUCUCCAUAUCAUCACUAGCUACUAAAUAUACUACUUUUGGUCAUCUAUUGUUUAUUUUUUCUUACUUUUCCUCCGUUCUUCUAGUUUGUUACAAAGAAAAAGAAUCUUUUUUCAUGUCAUUACUGAUGACAUGCUCA
Messenger RNA from Solanum dulcamara, 750 nucleotides. RefSeq names its product protein TIFY 5A-like. The record is from RefSeq and is a predicted model, not a curated record. NCBI's taxonomy places the organism in Eukaryota, Viridiplantae, Streptophyta, Magnoliopsida, Solanales, Solanaceae. Gene Ontology annotation, biological process: response to wounding; regulation of jasmonic acid mediated signaling pathway; regulation of defense response. Gene Ontology annotation, cellular component: nucleus. The transcript is spliced from 3 exons. Bases 157 to 510 code for a protein of 117 amino acids.